CAGAUGGUGUAGAUCGGUAGCUUGUCAAGAUGUUAGUAGAGUUAUUGGCGCUCGUUGUUGUCCUCCUGCUGGUGGUCUACCGCUGGUCGACGCUGCACUAUAAUUUCUUCAAGGAUCGUGGCAUUCCAUAUGAUAAGCCAUAUCCAUUUUUUGGCAGCAUGUUCAAAAUGUUUUUGCGCAAGAAAUCAAUGUUUGAUCUAAUUGUCGAUCUGUACCACAAGGGUGAUGGCAAGGUUUUAGGUGUAUUUGAGCAGCGCAAGCCGCUGCUGAUGAUACGCGACCCGGAUCUAGUUAAGCAGAUCACUAUCAAGGAUUUCGAUCACUUUAUCAAUCAUCGGAAUAUCUUUGGCGUAGACAACGAUGAUCCUCAUGACAUGGACAAUCUCUUCGGUAGCUCCUUGUUCUCCAUGCGCGAUGCGCGCUGGAAGGACAUGCGCAGCACUCUGAGUCCUGCCUUCACGGGCAGCAAAAUGCGUCAAAUGUUCCAGCUGAUGGAUAUUGUGGCCAAAGAGGCAGUUGACUGCCUGAAGCGCGAUGAUAUUCCAGAGAAUGGACUUGAGCUGGACAUGAAGGACUACUGCACCCGAUUCACAAACGAUGUCAUUGCCUCCACAGCAUUUGGGCUGCAGGUGAACUCAUUCAAAGAACGGGAGAACAAGUUCUAUUUGAUGGGAAAGAAGCUGACCACCUUCACGGCGCUGAUGAACCUCAAGUUUUUGCUAUUCCAAACUGCGCAGAAACUGUUUAAGACUCUGAAAAUCUCACUCUUUGAUAAGAAAAGCACAGACUAUUUUGUGCGUCUGGUGCUGGACGCCAUGAAGUACCGUCAGGAGAAUAACAUUAUACGCCCGGAUAUGAUCAACAUGCUGAUGGAGGCACGCGGCCUACUCAACUCAGACAAGCCCAAAUCAGGCGCAGUUCGGGAUUGGAGCGAUCGUGACAUCGUUGCUCAAUGCUUUGUUUUCUUCUUUGCGGGCUUUGAGACAUCGGCGGUACUCAUGUGCUUCACGGCCCAUGAGCUGUUGGAGAACGAGGAUGUGCAGGAGAAGCUCUACGAAGAGGUGGCCCAGGUCGACAGUGAUUUGGAGGGCGGACAGCUGACAUACGAGGCUAUAAUGGGCAUGAAGUAUAUGGAUCAGGUGGUUUCGGAGGUUCUGCGAAAGUGGCCGGCGGCCAUCGCCAUUGAUCGCGAGUGCAACAAGGACAUCACAUACGAGGUCGAUGGCAAAAGUAUUGAGAUCAAAAAAGGAGAUGCUAUUUGGUUGCCCACCUGCGGCUUUCAUCGUGAUGCCAAGUAUUUUGAGAACCCGAAUAAAUUUGACCCAGAUCGUUUCAGCGAGGAGAACAAGGACAAAAUUCAGCCAUUUACGUAUUAUCCUUUUGGCGUAGGGCCACGCAAUUGCAUAGGCUCUCGAUUCGCAUUACUUGAGGCCAAAGCUGUGAUCUACUAUAUGCUGCGCGACUUCCGCAUUGUGCCAGCCAAGCAAACCUGCAUUCCGCUGGUCCUUAACACAUCCGGAUUUCAAUUGGCGCCCAAAACUGGAUUUUGGGUGAAACUUAUUCCGCGUAAAUAAGUCGAUCAAAUUGUAAAUUUAAAUAAUUGUAAAAAU
Molecule: messenger RNA, 1610 nt
Organism: Drosophila navojoa
Lineage: Eukaryota; Metazoa; Arthropoda; Insecta; Diptera; Drosophilidae
Gene: Cyp9f2
Product: Cytochrome P450 9f2
Molecular function (GO): iron ion binding; oxidoreductase activity, acting on paired donors, with incorporation or reduction of molecular oxygen; heme binding
Source: RefSeq, a predicted model, not a curated record